AUGUCCACUUCUUUUUAUGAUUUAGAAUGCCAAGACAAGAAAGGUGAAAUUUUCAAGUUUGAUCAACUGAGGGGCAAAGUAGUUCUCAUAGUCAACGUUGCCUCCAAGUGCGGCUUCACCCCACAGUAUAAAGAAUUGGAAGAACUAUACAAAAAAUACCAAGAUAAGGGGCUUGUUGUUUUGGGGUUCCCAUGCAAUCAGUUCGGGAAGCAAGAACCAGGUUCUGAUGAGCAAAUUACGGAAUUCUGCCAAUUGAAUUAUGGUGUUACAUUCCCCAUUAUGAAGAAAAUUGAUGUUAACGGAAACAAUGCUGAUCCCGUUUAUAAUUAUUUGAAAAGCCAAAAAGCAGGUUUGCUAGGUUUCAAGGGUAUUAAAUGGAAUUUUGAGAAGUUUUUAGUGGAUUUCAAUGGUAAUGUUGUCCAAAGGUUUUCUUCAUUAACAAAACCAUCGUCCUUGGAUCAAGAAAUCCAAAGCCUGCUAAGUAAAUGA
Messenger RNA from Saccharomyces paradoxus, 489 nucleotides. It is a transcript of the gene GPX2, whose product is annotated as glutathione peroxidase GPX2. Bases 1 to 489 code for a protein of 162 amino acids. NCBI's taxonomy places the organism in Eukaryota, Fungi, Ascomycota, Saccharomycetes, Saccharomycetales, Saccharomycetaceae. Gene Ontology annotation, biological process: response to oxidative stress. The record is from RefSeq and is a predicted model, not a curated record. Gene Ontology annotation, molecular function: glutathione peroxidase activity. The transcript has a single exon.